Messenger RNA from Plenodomus lingam JN3, 2763 nucleotides. RefSeq names its product Heat shock protein hsp98 (gene HSP98). Gene Ontology annotation, molecular function: ATP binding; ATP hydrolysis activity. Lineage: Eukaryota; Fungi; Ascomycota; Dothideomycetes; Pleosporales; Leptosphaeriaceae. Gene Ontology annotation, cellular component: cytoplasm. Gene Ontology annotation, biological process: cellular response to heat. The record is from RefSeq and is a predicted model, not a curated record.
AUGACUUCCUUCGACGCCUACACGGAUCGAGCAGCGAAAGCGCUUGCAGACAGCUUCGAUCUAGCUAAGAGCUAUUCGCACUCACAACUCACACCCAUUCACCUUGCCGUGUCACUCAUAGAUCCACCAAAAGACCUCGCAAACCAAGUCGACGUACCGCCUCCACCGCUGUUCAAACAAGUCCUCGAACGUGCCAAUGGCGACGCACAACUCUUUGAGCGCAACCUCAAGAAGGCGUUGGUACGAUUACCAAGCCAAGAUCCACCUCCAGAGCGGACAUCACCCUCACCUGCCAUGGCGAAGGUGCUGCGCUCAGCCGAAGAGUUGAGCAAGACCCAGAAGGACAGCUACAUUGCGGUCGACCAUCUCAUUUCAUCUUUAUGCCAGGACGCAUCAAUACAACGCGCCCUCUCCGAAUCCAACGUACCAAACACAAAGCAGAUCGACAAUGCGAUUCAGGCAUUGCGAGGCACCAAGAGGGUCGACUCCAAGACGGCAGAUGCCGAGGAGGAGAAUGAGAACCUCAAGAAGUUCACAAUCGACAUGACGGCCAUGGCACGAGAAGGCAAGAUCGACCCUGUUAUUGGUCGUGAGGAAGAGACGCGCCGAGUUAUACGCAUCUUGACCCGACGAACGAAGAACAACCCGGUUCUCAUCGGAGAGCCAGGUGUUGGUAAGACUACGGUUGUGGAAGGUCUUGCCCGCCGCAUUGUCGAUGCUGAUGUCCCUGCCAAUCUUGCAGCUUGCAAGCUGCUCUCAUUGGAUGUUGGUGCCUUGGUUGCUGGCAGCAAAUAUCGUGGAGAGUUUGAAGACCGAAUGAAGGGUGUCCUAAAAGAGAUUGAGGAUUCCAAGGAGAUGAUAGUAUUGUUUGUGGAUGAAAUCCAUCUGCUCAUGGGCGCUGGUUCUUCAGGAGAGGGUGGCAUGGACGCGGCUAACCUGUUGAAGCCCAUGCUGGCCCGUGGACAGCUUCACUGCAUCGGCGCUACUACCCUUGGAGAAUACAGAAAGUACAUCGAAAAGGACGCAGCGUUCGAGCGUCGUUUCCAACAAGUUCUGGUCAAGGAGCCUUCAAUCCCCGAGACCAUAUCCAUUCUUCGUGGUCUCAAGGAGCGGUACGAGACACAUCAUGGUGUCACCAUCAUGGACGGUGCUAUCGUCUCUGCUGCCACACUUGCGGCGCGCUACCUUACCCAGCGUCGCUUGCCCGAUUCUGCGGUCGAUCUGAUCGAUGAGGCCGCAGCAGCAGUUCGUGUCACUCGAGAGUCACAGCCCGAAGCACUCGAUAACCUCGAGCGAAGGCACAGACAACUACAAAUCGAGAUCCACGCUCUCUCUCGGGAGAAGGACGAACCAUCACAAGUCCGGCUCAAGGAAGCGCGUGCAGAAGCUGCUAACAUUGAGGAAGAGCUCAAGCCCCUGCGUGAGAUGUACGAGCGUGAAAAGGGACGUAGCAAGGAGAUUCAAGAGCAGAAGCUGAAGCUUGAAGGCCUCAAGACCAAAUUGGCAGAGGCUGAACGUAUGCGCGAUAUUCAAACAGCUUCAGAUCUCAAGUACUACGCCAUUCCGGACGUCGAACAGCGGAUUACCGAGCUUGAGCGAGACAAAGCACGUGCAGAUCAAGAAAUGUGGGCACACCAAGCGAGUGGAGGAGGCGAAGCACUCAUGAGCGACUCUGUUGGACCAGACCAGAUCAACGAGAUUGUUGCCCGCUGGACUGGUAUUCCCGUCACUCGCCUCAAGACAAGCGAGAAGGACAAACUGCUUAAUAUGGAACGUCACCUUAGCCAUGUUGUGGUUGGCCAGCGGGAAGCUGUCACCUCCGUCUCCAAUGCUAUCCGACUUCAGCGGUCUGGUCUCGCAAACCCCAACCAGCCACCCAGUUUCCUCUUCUGUGGUCCGUCUGGUACGGGUAAGACACUUCUCACCAAGGCUCUAGCUGAGUUCCUCUUCGACGAUCCAAAGGCCAUGAUCCGCUUCGACAUGUCUGAGUAUCAGGAGCGACACUCUCUCAGCAGGAUGAUUGGUGCACCACCCGGCUAUGUCGGUCACGACUCAGGAGGUCAACUCACAGAGGCCCUGCGUCGCAAGCCCUUCUCCAUUCUGCUCUUCGAUGAAGUGGAGAAGGCCGCCAAAGAAGUCCUCACCGUGCUCCUGCAACUCAUGGAUGAUGGCCGCAUCACCGAUGGUCAAGGCAGAGUUGUCGAUGCAAAGAAUUGCAUUGUCGUCAUGACCUCUAACUUGGGUGCUGAACAUCUUUCUCGUCCUCAGGGACCCGAUGGCAAGAUCGAUCCCACGACGAAAGAGAUGGUCAUGAACGCACUACGCAACUGGUUCCUGCCUGAGUUCCUCAAUCGUAUCUCCUCCAUCGUCAUCUUCAACCGUCUCACCAAGCGCGAGAUUCGGAAGAUCGUUGACGUGCGCCUCGCCGAGAUUCAGAAACGUCUCAACGCCAAUGGUCGUAAUGUACGCAUCGAAAUGACGAACGAGGUCCGCGAUUACCUUGGCUCGGCAGGGUACUCGCCAGCAUAUGGAGCUCGUCCUCUUGCGCGACUGAUCGAGAAGGAAGUGCUCAACCGCAUGGCUGUGCUCAUCCUUCGUGGCGCCAUCAAGGAUGGCGAGACGGCACGAGUUGUGCUUGACGACGGACACAUUGUCGUCUUGCCGAACCACACUGACAGCGAAGACGAUUCGGAGAUGUACGAUGAAUCCGAUGCUGUAGCUGAUUUGGAUGAUGAUGAAGGUGGAAUGGACCUUUACGACUAA